CACCAAAAUUCCAUCUCUCUCAAAUCUUAACAAUGGCACCGAAGGCAGAGAAAAAACCAUCAACAACAGAAGAAGAUCAACAACAAGAAGAGAAGAAAUCAUCAUCACCAGCACCAUCACCAGCAGAAAACAAACCUGCCAAAGCAGAGAAACGCUUACCAGCAGUAACAAAAGAAGGAUCUGGUCUGAUCGAGAAAAAGAAGAAAAAAAUGAAGAAAAGCAAUGAAACAUACAAGAUCUACAUAUUCAAGGUUCUGAAACAAGUGCAUCCAGAUAUUGGGAUCUCAAGUAAAGCAAUGGGAAUAAUGAAUAGUUUCAUAAAUGACAUUUUUGAGAAAUUAGCCCAAGAAUCAUCAAGAUUGGCUAGGUAUAAUAAGAAACCUACAAUUACGUCGAGGGAGAUCCAGACAUCAGUUCGGCUCGUUCUUCCGGGAGAGUUGGCGAAACACGCUGUUUCUGAGGGUACCAAAGCUGUUACCAAAUUUACUAGCUCUUGAUUCAAUUAGGGUAAUAAGUAAUAAUUUCCUGGUGAAAGUUAAUGUGAAUUUUUGCUGGUGAAAAAUCAUGGUGGAUUUUUUUUGCUAAUAAUAGGGUGAAUUGCUGUAUUUAGAUCCGUAUUUGAUUGAUGAAAUUGAUGUUUUGUUUUUUUGUUCAUUGGAUUCGAAUAAUUGUACCUAUCUUGUUGGAUAAAAUUUUAAAGUGUUGUUCC
Molecule: messenger RNA, 709 nt
Organism: Papaver somniferum (opium poppy)
Lineage: Eukaryota; Viridiplantae; Streptophyta; Magnoliopsida; Ranunculales; Papaveraceae
Product: histone H2B.9-like
Exons: 1
Coding region: 33-497 (154 amino acids)
Biological process (GO): nucleosome assembly
Cellular component (GO): nucleosome
Molecular function (GO): DNA binding; structural constituent of chromatin; protein heterodimerization activity
Source: RefSeq, a predicted model, not a curated record